Molecule: messenger RNA, 1548 nt
Organism: Scheffersomyces coipomensis
Lineage: Eukaryota; Fungi; Ascomycota; Pichiomycetes; Serinales; Debaryomycetaceae
Gene: REX3
Product: RNA exonuclease
Exons: 1
Coding region: 1-1548 (515 amino acids)
Cellular component (GO): nucleus
Molecular function (GO): nucleic acid binding; exonuclease activity
Source: RefSeq, a predicted model, not a curated record
AUGUUUAAACGAGAGAAUGGAUAUUUCGGUCAUAUAGCUUGUCCUGAGAUAAGGAAACAUGGUAAUUGUGAGAUUUUAAAUUGUAUAUUUAGUCAUAAUGAUGAUAAUAGUAAUAUGGUAAAUCGAAUUACCUUAUCUGAUCAACCAUUACUCAAGAAACAGAAAUUGCAUAAGAAUGAAGAAAACUUACCUAUUAGACCUAUCAGGACUAAGCAUUUACAUAUAGAGGAUGAUGUUAGAAUUCAAAAUAUAAAGAAAAUCAUUGAAUAUUUCCAUAAAGAUGAGAAUUAUAAUGGUGAUAGAUCGGAAUCAAUUGAGAAAGAAGUCAAAAUACUACAAACAAGUACAACCAUUGAGGAAUAUCAAACUAAAAUUAAUACUUUGAUUAAUUCAACGGAAAAAUUGAAAGAUCCAAAGUUUAUAUUACCGAAAGAACUUAAAUCAAGAUCAGCACCAGCAAGUUUAGCAAUUAGAAAGAGUUAUAUUCAAAAGCUUGUGGAAACAAUCAAGAAAUACAAACCUGAAGCUCAAACUCCAAUAUUAAUGGCUAUUGAUGAAGAAUAUGAAGUUGCUUCAAAGACUUCCACUCAUACAUAUGCUUUAACUAUUAAAAGAGUCAUUUAUAAAUUACAACAUCCAGAUAAGAUAAAGAAACCAGUUGAAAUAACGAAAGAUGAUUAUAUAAAAAUGCUUAAUGAUUUGGUUAUCUCUGAAGAUAAAUUAAAGGAUUAUGGAUAUAUUAUGGAAAUUCCCGAAACUAUAAUACCUGAAGAUAAACGAUUAUGUAAAAGAUGUGGAGUUGAAUUUGAUAAAAGAACAAUUUUAGAACCUACAAAAUGUCAUUAUCAUCCGGGUAAAAUACGAAGAAAGGAUAAACUUAUCCGAUUUUAUGAUUGUUGUAUGACCAUAGCUGAUGAUCCAGAAUCAGAACCAUGUAAUAAAAGUACUAAUCAUGUAUUUCAUUGGAAUAAUCCAGGUGAAAUGAAUUGGGCAACUCCAUUUAAGGAUACCGAAGAUAUUUAUAAUGACAAUGAAGAAAAAAGUUUUGCAUUAGGUAUUGAUUGCGAAAUGGGAUAUACUACUAAAGGAUUUGAACUUUUACGAGUUACAGCUCUUGACUUUUUCACAGGUGAAGAAGUUUUAGAUUCAUUAGUUCAAGUUAGUGGAGAAAUAAUUGAUCUUAAUACUCAAUGGUCAGGGGUUUCAAAUAUUCCAGCAGAUUCACCUACAUUUGAUCAAGUAAUUAUCGAUAAACUAGGUAAAAUAAUGAAUAAAAAUACAAUUUUAAUCGGUCAUGGCUUAGAAAAUGAUAUGAAUGCAAUGAGAUUGAUACAUCAUAGAAUCAUAGACACUUCAAUCUUAUAUCCUAAACAUGCUGCAACUAAACGAUUCAAACAUAGUUUAAAGGAUCUUGCAUUCAAGUAUCUCAAUAGAACUAUUCAAUCAGGUGAGCAUGAUAGUGGAGAAGAUUCAUUAGCCGCAAUCGAUAUAGUUAAAUAUUUUGUAAAGCUUGAUUUUGACAAGAGGCAAAAUGAGCAUAAAAAUUAA